Molecule: messenger RNA, 977 nt
Organism: Acanthopagrus latus (yellowfin seabream)
Lineage: Eukaryota; Metazoa; Chordata; Actinopteri; Spariformes; Sparidae
Product: complement factor D-like
Exons: 5
Coding region: 87-845 (252 amino acids)
Biological process (GO): proteolysis
Molecular function (GO): serine-type endopeptidase activity
Source: RefSeq, a predicted model, not a curated record
AUCACAAAAUCAAAUGAAGCAACAUUCUGUUUAAAAAGUUGGUCUCUGCAGCUCCAAGAGGGCCAGUCAGUCGACUUGCUGCCAUCAUGCAGGACCUGCACAAACUUCUGCUCCUUCAUGUUCUGAUAUAUCUCGGACAAAAUGCGCUUGGAGCUAAAAUCAUAAAUGGGGUAAAAGUCCCGGAGGACUCAAUGCAGUAUAUGGCUUCAGUGCAGACAACAGACGGACAUAUGUGUGGAGGCUCCCUCAUCAGAGGCAACUUCGUCCUCACUGCUGCACACUGUGAUGGUGAUGAUGAUGAUGAUGUACCAGUGAGGGUUGUUUUGGGCACCCACGAUCUUAGUAAAACUGGGACAGUAAGAACCAUUGAGCAGAGAUGCAAACACCCUGAUUAUCAGCCGGACACAUUAGAAAAUGACAUCAUGCUCCUCAAACUGUCUCAGAGUGUUCCAGUGGGUGAAACAAUACAACACAUUCGACUUCCCCCUCCUAACAUGAACCUCCGACCCAAACAACUCUGCAGUGUAGCUGGAUGGGGAGUGACCGAAGCUGGUAGACUUGUUGAUGAGCUUAGAGUGGCGCUUGUGCCUGUCAUCAACCAGAAAGUCUGUAGACGACAAUGGGAUGAGAUUCCUGACCAUGUCAUCUGUGCAGGUGGAUAUCGAACACACAACGGAUUCUGCAAUGGUGAUUCUGGUGGUCCUCUGGUGUGCAACGGGACGGCUGUUGGCGUUGUAUCUUUCGGAGAUCUGUUAUGUUGGGACCGACAGUUACCCAAUGUCUACACAGACGUGUCCAAGUUCCUUCCCUGGAUCGACCAGAUUGUCAAGGAAAAUGGUUGUUAAAUGCAACAACCUUACACAAAGCUUUGCUUCAGCACACCUUCAUUGUAUUUAGGAGGUGUAGUUACGUCUAAGUUGCUCUGUCAGUGUUUGCUCCUGAACGCAAAGCAAAAUAAAAAAAAUGUUUCAACUGUU